Molecule: messenger RNA, 12410 nt
Organism: Mercenaria mercenaria
Lineage: Eukaryota; Metazoa; Mollusca; Bivalvia; Venerida; Veneridae
Exons: 4
Coding region: 73-1215 (380 amino acids)
Source: RefSeq, a predicted model, not a curated record
GCCACUACGAUCAAAUACAAAACAAAUCCACGUCAAAAUGUAUCGAAAAGUAAUUGUCGCCUUUGUAAAGCAAUGACAUAUUGUAUGACGAUUAAUUCCGUUAGCGGGAUCUGUUUGGUUAUAAUUAUCAGUCAUGCAUUGGUUGUUUCACAGGAAAGUGAUGAGACGGAAACUAUUGGAUCAAGAGUAAAUAUGGACCUAUAUCACAGGACAUCAGUUCAUAACAUGCAAGAUAAUUUAGCGUAUUUUCCCAAGUCAGCAUUUCAGGGGAAAUCUACACCAUUCCAUUCAAAACACUUAAAACAUUCAUUCCAUUCAGGACAUUUAUUAUUUCAACAUUUGAAGAAAGAGAGAAUUUCACGAAAUGGUGAUAAUUUAAAUCAUAUAAACAAACUAUCAUCUAUAGGUAAAGAAAUUAAAGAUACGCACAAUAUAGCAAAUGAAGACAAUGUUGUACAAAAGUGUCUGCAAUUAAAGAACUUCAUAUCUAAAGAUAAUCCAGAAAGAAAAUGGUGCUAUGUUUUUCUUCAUCAGUAUUAUUCUUUAAGAAGAAAAGGUAUAAAUAUAUUUAAAAAUAAACAUUCAGACUUAUAUGAAAACAUUAGAUUUAACCAGAGAAAACUUUUAUCCAGUUCUCUUAAAAAUAAACAAAAUUUUAAACAUGUGCCAAAGUUCGGUGUUAGAAGAAAACGCAGAAAUCGUAAUGGAAUAGCACUGAAGCGGAAGAAAAUGGAAGAUCGUAUUAAAGGUGGUACUAGGGUCACACCAAUAAACGGCUCUGCCAACGGUUCCAAUUCAUCGGAAGUAAAUAUUGAAAAACUGGCGCUUCAAGAAUUAGAAGAGUAUGAAAAAUUUGUUGCAUUGAUGAAACAGACAUUUUCAAAAGAUCCACUGCGGGCAAUGUUGAGUGUUUCAUUCCUCCUGAUUGUAAUGAUGCUGGCCAUCAAAUUGUGUGGUAUGAAACCUACCAUGCAACAUCAAGAAAAGUUCAUUGACAUACAUGAAGAUAUUCACUACGUUAAUAUACAUGACAUUCUUAAACGAAAACGUCGCUAUUUACCAAAAUAUCUACUGACAUGGGAAAGAAGAUUGCGACGGAAAUUCAAGAGGCGUCAGAGGAUGAGGAAAGAACGUGAACGUGAACUAGCCGUUGAUCCGGUAUCAGACAAUAGUGAAGAGGAGAGUCUUAUAUACAGUGGAAAUUUUGACUUUUAGUGAUGUAAAGAUUGCUCAUACAGUAUUGGAUUAGAAUUUUUCUUAAAUUUUUUUGCAUACAUUUUUAGCUCACCUGAGUGCAGAGUUGUGGGGGUGAGCUUCUGUGAUCACUCACCUUUUGUUGUAUGUGUGUUGUCCACACUUUUCUUCAAACCAUAUAUUCCUUUUUCUUCAAAAAACAUGGCAGGCAGUGCGAGUGGUCUCUUCCAUAUAAUUUAUGUAUAGAGUCUACACUUAAAAAAUCUUCUUGUCAGAUACUGCAUGCAAAAGUCAAAAUAAUUUCUUACAAGUGUUUCUUGGAUAAUGUUUUAGUUUUACCAAGAGUGUUCAAAUUGUUGUGUUUCAAAGGAAAAAACAGUAUUUCCAGAGCAAAAAAAUGGAAAGAUAAGCUUUAAAAACCUUCUCCUAAACCAUUGCACUAAAUUUUAAAAUACUUUUGCAGAAAUGUUUUCUGGAAGACUUGCAAAGAAUUUUUAGCUCGACUAUACAAAUAGAGAGCUGUCCUACUUGACCCAGCAUCGGUGUCGGCGUGUUUCCGUGUCCCCCACUUUGGUUAAAGUUUUGAUGCACUUUCUCUUCAUCUCUGUAAUACUUGAUGGAUUUGUUUCAAACUUAAAAUAGUUAUUCCUCAUUAUCACCCACAUAAUAUGGCACAAGGUCCAUAACUUUCACACCAAUAUUUUAUGAAUUAUUCCCCUUUUUUACUUAGAAUUUCAGGUUAAAGUUUUGAUGAACUUUCACUCUAUCUCAGUUAUUAUUAAAUGGAUUUGAUUUAAACUUAAAAUAGUUGUUCCACAUCACCACUCGCAUCAUAUGACACAAGGGCCAUAAAUCUUGCACCGAUGUUUCAGUUAUUAUGCCUUCUUUUUGGUUAGAAUUUCAGUUGGAUUUUUAUGCUUUUUCACCAUAUCUCUGUUAUUACUAAAUGGAUUGUUUUUUUAUACUUAAAAAUAGUUGUUCCACAUCAUCACCUACACCAUAUGAUUUGAUACACUUAAUGUUUAUCUCUGUUAUUACCUAAUACGGUUGACAAAGACAUAAGCCAAUAUCAACAAUAUUAAGUCCAACAUUUUCAUCUACAUGGAGUCAUUAAACACUCCAGUGACAGCUCCAUCUUCCUCUGAAGUGCCCACUUUCACUUUCCAGCAUCAAAAUGGUUGAGCAGGCUGUCUUCUGUGACAGCUCUUGUUAUGCUACCGGUAUUUACUAAAUGAAAAAGGCUUAGAUGGAAGACAUGACCAACACCAAGUCAAGGUUUUUUCUUUUAUUGUUCAACUUAUCAGGAAUAUAACUGUUUAUUUGUUUCAAAACAUUGCCACCAGAGCUAAAAAUAAAAACCUAAUUUCACAGAAAUGGUCCAUAGGUGACUCUCCUACAAACAUCUUGAUUUGUCAAGAAAUAUGGCUGCCUGAACAGAUCUUACUUUCCCUACAUGUCUCUGUCGAAAGCAUUGAAAGUCUUCUCCUUUGUAUCCACAAGCUAGUUUUCAAAAUAAUUUAGCAGAAAUAUUGUUUGGAUGACUCUGUCAAAAUUUUACUGUUUGAACUGUGAAAACUCAGGUGAGAAAUUAAGGGUCAUCGUGACCCUCAUGUUCAAAACUGAUACUUUAAAGCAGUCUGUAUUUACUUGCCAUAUAAUUUUGUUGAUGGAUUAUCUUCCUGACAAAAGCUGAGAUUUUCUUUCUUUAUACACCAGUUUCUCUGAAAUCUCUGGCCUACAAACUAUUACUCUCUAUAAAAUUCGAGAGUAAAUUAAUUAUUCUCUAAACUUUCAUAACAGUAAGAAAGAAAACAAACACAGAAAGUAGGAAUAAGGCUAAUAUUUUGGCAGUAAGUAUCGAUUUACAAGAUAUAUCAACACAAUGCACAUUUAAUUAAGUGUUCAUCUGUUCCGAAUGUCGUAGUGGUGUUCCGGUUGUGGUGUUCCGGUUGUCGUAGUGUCGUUGGAAUGGAAUGGAAAACUGAAACGAAACUAACUUAGAAUUGAACAAAAUUUCAAAUUAAACUAAAAGAAAAGUAACAUGAAGCCUUGCUCUGCUUUAACUGAAAAAGAACUAUUUUUAGAGACAAUUAAAUGUAAAACCAUCAGCGUCAUAUCCUCCUGAGUAACUCCGCCUGUGAAAUAACUGUAUGUGAAAAUAAAAAGAAAAUUCAAUAAUACUUGAAUAAGAAUAUUUUCUUUCUCGCUUAGUGUCCAUAAAUAUGCAGACAACAAUAAAAUCUUUUAUAAAAAUCUGAACUAUUAUAGAUCGAUUGAUAAGAAUGCUUCAGACCGCUUAAGCAUAUGGGGAGGGUGGGUAGGGCAUUCACUAUUUUAAACCUCACUGCCAAAUAUUUAACCUCGAGAUGAAUCAAAGUUACGUUGUAAAGGUAUAUAUAUAUACCCAAUACACAAAUGCACGAUAAGCACGAGACUAUUCCCGCCAACCUGAAUUACUGUAGAGACUGUUAUUAUCGUACCGAGAAUAAUUUCAUUCAAAAACUAGUUCAUUCCAAAAUCAGACUGUUUUUCAUGUAGAAAUAAUAGAUGAAUUGUGAUUUGUUACAUAUAAUGGGAGGUACAUGUAUGCUAAAAUCCUGUACAAAAUACGCAUCUGAUGAAAUAAAAUCCCUGUACAAAAUACGCAUCUGAUGAAAUAAAACCUUAUACAAAAGACACAAAAAGUCAAAUGAAGAAAUAAUCCCAGUACAAAAUAUGCAUCUGAUGAAAGGAAUCCCUGUACAAAAUACACACCUGAUGAAAUAAAUACCUUGUACAAAAUACACAUCUGAUGAAAUAAAACCUUGUACAAAAUACACAUCUGAUGAAAUGAAUCCCAGAACAAGAUACGCAUCUGAUGAAAUAAAUCCUUGUACAAAAUACACAUCUGAUGAAAUGAAUCUCAGUACAAAAUAUGCAUCUGGAAAGUAAAUCCCUGUACCAAAUAUGCAUCUGAUGAAAUAAAUCCCAGAUGCUGGUCUCGGAAGAAUGUUUUAGUGGAAAGUACCCAAUACAGAAUGCUUUCUGACUUUUUUCAAAGCCCCUGGGUGUUGUUUCUAUAUGUAAGGCUGUUUCAUGUGAUUUAAGUUAAGCAGGGUUUGUUCUGAUAUGAGGAAGAAGGGGCUGGAACCUCUUAUCUGGGGAAAAAUAGCUCAGUAUUUUGGGAAAAGUGGAAUAGAAAUCCUGAUUUAAGGUCAAUUUUUGGGGAAAAUUGCAUGAUUUGAAAGACAUUCUAAGGAGAAGGGGCCUAUAAAUGGUCCCUAUAAUAGAAAAAGGUCCCUUUGAUGGAGCAAAGGAUUGAAGUUGGGACUUCAGUUAUUACUGUUGAAUGCAAAUCCACCCUCGGAGUCUUUUUUUUUAAAAAGGGGGGGGGGGGGGGGGGGAAGAUUUCCAGUGUUACUGUGUCUCACCUGUUAACAAUAUAUCAUCAUAGAAAACAUGAUCUCUAGACAUGAUUUUGUUUCCAUUUAGUAUAGGUACAUUAUGUAUGUAAAUGUUUAUAAUAUUCUUAGUACAUAUGAAAAUGCAGUGUGUAAGAAAAAGAAUAUGCUUUACUAGUGACAUGGUAGCUACAGAAACUCUAGUUCGUAUUAAAUCAUAUUUCAUGAUCCUUUUUUAUUGUGCCAAAUGUAUUUUGUUGUAUUGUUAGACUUCAUGGUUUUAGUAUCAUAAUGACUGUGUUAUUGCUGUCACUUUUGACUAGUUGUAGAAUUACUGAUGGAUGUACUAAAUCAGUAACAGGGUUUUUGUUAAUUAUGCCCCUCUUCGAAGAAGGAGGGGUAUAUUGUUUUGCAGAUGUCGGUGGGUCGGUAUGUAGACCAAUCCGUUUCCGGAUGAUAACUCAAGAAUGCUUAGGAUCAUGAAAGUUGAUAGGAAGGUUGGUAAUCACCUGCAGAUGACCACUAUUGAUUUUGAGAUCUGUAUGUCAAAGGUCAAGGUCACAGUGACCCUGAUCAGUUAAACGGUUUCCAGAUGAUAACUCAAGAACGCUUGGGCCUAGGAUCAUGAAAGUUGAUAGGGAGGUUGGUCAUGACCAGCAGUUGACCACUAUUGAUUUUGAGGUCAAUAUGUCAAAGUUCAAGGUCACAGUGACCCGGAACAAUUAAACGGUUUCCGGACGAUAACUCAAGAUUGCUUGGGCCUAGGAUCAUGAAAGUUGAUAGUGAGGUUGAUCGUGACCAGCAGAUGACCCCUAUUGAUUUUGAGGUCAGUAGGUCAAAGUUCAAGGUCACAGUGACCAGGAACAGUAAAACGGUUUCUGGGCGAUAACUCAAGAACGCUUGGGCCUAGGAUCAGGAAAAUUGAUAGGGAGAUUGAUCAUGACCAGCAGAUGUCCCGUAUUGAUUUUGAGGUCAUUUGGUCAAAGUUCAAGGUCAGAUUGGCCAGGAACAGUUAAAACAAUUUCUGGACGAUCACUUUAGAACGCUUGGGCCAAGGGUCAUGAAAGAUGAUAGUGAGGUUCAUCAUGACCAGCAGAUGACCCCUAUUGAUUUAAAGGUCAGUAGGUCAAAGGUCAAGGUUACAGUGACCCAGAACAUUUAAACCAUUUCCAGACAAAAACUUGAGAAUGCUUGGGCCUAGGAUCAUGAAACUUGAUAGGGAGUUUGGUCAUGACCUGUAGAUGACCCCUAUAGAUUUUGAGAUCUGUAGGCUAAAGGUCAAGGUCACAUUGACCCGAAACAGUUAAACUCUUUCCAGAUGAUACCUUGAGAACGCUUGGGCCUAGGAUCACUAAACUUGAUAGGGAGGUUGAUCAUGACCAGGAGAUGACCCCUGUUGAUUUUGAGGUCAAUAGGUCAAAGGUCAAUGUCACAUUGAACCAGAACAGUAGAACUUUUGUUUACAGUGAGCAAAUAGUUUCUGUUCCUUGUUCAAUUACUGAAUGCAUCAAGGGGGGCAUUUCGUGGUUCUUGCUAAACUUUGUUUGAUCCCGAUAGAGCCGUACAUGAAAAUUUUUGUUACAUAUAAAGUGAAUCAGACAGUAACAUGUUAAAGCAUCUAAUAAUAAUGAUCAUAGAAUACACUUUAAAAACUGUAUAUUCCCUUAUUAACGCCUGUAAAAAUGCUUCAUAUUACAUUUCUCAAAAGGGGGCAUUUAUUAACACCCACAAAAUUUUAUAUUUAUUCUAUUUUUUUGUUACAUUUUUUUUAGGGAAAUAUAGACUUCAAAUGAAUGAAUUUUAACAAUUAUAGCACUUGCAAAGUUCUGAUGUUUACUUGUUAUCUAAAUUUUAAAAAAAUUUAACUUUUAGCUUGCUGAAUUUCUAAAAUGGACUGGUCCAUCAUUCAAUUUGGGCAAUACCAUUUAUUAUUCGAAGGGUGUUCACUGAAAAUUUACUGACUAAAUAGCGAACAGUGCAGACCAUGAUCAGACUGCAUGGAUGUGCAGGCUGAUCUUGGUCUGCACUGGUCGCAAGGGCAAAACCAAUUGCCGCCAGCAGGCUAAAGGUUAAACUCUGGGGGAGCAUUAAUUAGGGAAUAUAUGGUAUUUUGUUAAAUUGUUGUUUAUCAUGAUACACAGACAAGCGCCAGUGUUAAUGAUGAUUUUGUUAUAUUGUAACAUAUUUUACUGUUCUUUAGUUUAGACUGUAUUUAUUCAAAUAUCAUGUAUAUAGAUUACAUACACAUAUACGCAGUAGUAACUGUAUGUUGUAGUUGAUGUAUUUAUUAUUAUUUUGUCUUUUGAAAAUGGAAUUUACUGUGAAAUCAAUUACAAUUUAUUUUAUGCUCUUCAGUGAAAUACUGAAGUUUAUCUGUGAAAUAAAAUUGAUAUUUUUACUGUUCCGAAAAAGUUAUGAAAUGUAUAACAGCUCCGGUGCAUUUUGACAUAUACAACCCAUUGUGAAAUCAUCAAUUGAAAACCUUGCUUGCAAAAAAAGAAAAAAAGAUGUGUAGGUAGGCCCAGGCCUUUGGGGCUUAAUAGGUAGCUAUAUAACUGUUUAUGACACUAGCAGAAUAGGUAAUAGACUCUUUAAAUUGUUAUAUAAGAGUUACAAUGACAAAAAAAUGAAUAUUUUGGCUGUUGUUUACCCAGAUCUUUUUUGACUGAUUAGCAUGUAUGGUGUUGUUGGUUUUUUUAUGCCCCCGAAGGGAGGCAUAUAGUUUUUGAACCGUCUGUCUGUCUGUCUGUCCGUCGGUCUGUCAGUCUGUCCGCAAUUUUCGUGUCCAGUCCAUAUCUUUGUCAUCGAUGGAUGGAUUUUCAAAUAACUUGGCAUGAAUGUGUACCACAGUAAGACGACGUGUCCCGCGCAAGACCCAGGUCCGUAGCUCAAAGGUCAAGGUCACACUUAGACAUUAAAGGAUAGUGCAUUGAUGGGCGUGUCCGGUCCAUAUCUUUGUCAUCGAUGGAUGGAUUUUCAAAUAACUUGGCAUGAAUGUGUACCACAGUAAGACGACGUGUCGCGCGCAAGACCCAGGUCCGUAGCUCAAAGGUCAAGGUCACACUUAGACAUUAAAGGAUAGUGCAUUGAUGGGCGUGUCCAGACCAUAUCUUUGUCAUCGAUGGAUGGAUUUUCAAAUAACUUGGCAUGAAUGUGUACCACAGUAAGACGACGUGUCACGCCCAAGACCCAGGUCCGUAGCUCAAAGAUCAAGGUCACACUUAGACGUUAAAGGUCAUUUUUCAUGAUAGUGCAUUGAUGGGCGUGUCGGGUCCAUAUCUUUGCCAUUCAUGCAUGGAUUUUAAAAUAACUACGCAUGAAUGUGUGACACAGUAAGACGACAUGUCGCGCGCAAGACCCAGCUCCGUAGGUCAAAGGUCCUAAACUCUAACAUCGGCCAUAACUAUUCAUUCAAAGUGCCAUCGGGGGCAUGUGUCAUCCUAUGGAGACAGCUCUUGUUUCACCUUGAACACAGAUUAAACUGUAGUAUUGUUUGUAAAAACCCCACCCCCUUCCCGAAAAAAAAAAAGAAUUUAAAAGGUAACGUUGUCAAUAUAGGAAAUCUCUUGACAGUAGAGUUCUUUUGAUGGUGUUUCUCAACAACAUGUUGGCUUGUAUCAUCCACAGUUCUGAUAAUUAUGUGGAUGAACAUUGAUAUUUGUUAUAUAUUUUUCUCUUUAUAGACUAUAUAUGAGCCACGCCAUGAGAAAACCAAAGUAGUGGCUUUGCAACCAGCAUGGAUCCAGACCAGCCUGCGCAGUCUGGUCAGGAUCCAUGCUGUUCGCUAACAGUUUCUCUAACUGCAGUAGGCUUUAGAAGCGAACAGCAUGGAUCCUGACCAGACUGCGCACACGUGCAGGCUGGUCUGGAUCCAUGCUGGUUGCAAAGCCACUAUGUUGGUUUUCCCAUGGCACGGCUCAUAUAUGUAUUUUAAUUUGAUGUUGUGAUAUACAAGUUGGGUAUGUUCAGUAUUAGUGCAAUAAUGUUAGCAUUUUUUUUAAUUAUUACAUGAAAAUUCACUUUUUUUUUUUAUUUCAUUUUAGAAUUACAUUUUUGAAAAGAUUACAUAUCUGCAUGUCCCCUACCCCACCACUAUCAGAUUUUUUAACCCCCUGCGGAUGUUUCAGCAGAGGAAACUUGAGAUUUGCCCCCCUGUCUGUCAGCCCACCACACAAUGUGGGAUUCUUUGAUAAUUUAAAGAAUUUUUAAUAUGAAACUUGGUACAUGGAUAGAUGGCAAUAUGAGCAAUAUGCAUGUCCUUUUAUUUUGUUGCUAUGGUAACAAAUAGUCCAACAUAAUGACAAAAAAGUGGAUUCUGUGGUAAAGCUUGAUGAAUUUUUUAUGAAAUUUGGUAAAAAGGUAGACAACAAAUGUUGGGAACAUGUACAUUAUUUUGUCCAUCUGUUUAUCCAUCUGUCUGUCUGUCUGUCUUUCUUUCAGUCAGUUGAUUCUGUCAUAUCUUUUAAAAAUACUAGAGAGAUUAUCAUGAAAUGUUUGACAAAGAUAGAAAGCAGUGUUUAGAAUUAUACAGAUCAUUUUAUUUUUCCAUCUGUCUCUCCAUCUGUCAAUCAUAAGAUAGAACCUUAUAGUUAAACAAUAUGCAACUUCUUCAAUACAAAAAGUGUGGUUCCUAUGGCAGCAAAUAUGACAAAUGUCUAGAAGGGGAUUUGUAUUGCUGGACAAUAGACUAUGUCUUAUUCAGUUGUUACUACAUUUUUUAAGCUUACUGAGUGAUUACAGUACAUGUAAGUUUGUUAAAAUAUAUUUUGACAACGUUUAACUGUGAAAUCAUUUUUAUUCGCGUAGGACGAAUUUUUUGCGUAUUUCGCGCUAGGACCAAUGCGCGAAUUUAAGAACUAUUAUUAUUUUUUUAUUUUAUUUCUUCAUUUCUAAAAUUGAAAAUGCGCAAAUUUAAGCCCGCGCGAAACAGCCCUUUUUCACGUUUGCGCGAAAUUUCGUGCCAGCGAAUUUAAAUGAUUUCACAGUAUUAUAUUUAAAGAACAGAUAAUAUUUGAAUCAAUUUGUAGAUACUGCCUCAUUCACAAAAAUUAAUGGUACAUGUACCAGUAUUUAGAGAUCAAAAUGUGUAUAAAGCAUAUGCCUAUAUUUAUGUCAGUUAUUUUGAAAGGUAUUCCAGUUUGCUUAGAUAUGUAAAUAAAAAGUACUAACAAAGUGAUAUAUUGUGAGAUCUAGAUACUAAAUGUUUAGUUAAACACUCACACAUAGUCUGUAAAAUAUAUAGAACAGCUGUCUACAUGUACACAUUGUAAAUCACACAGUAAAUAUUUGAUGUAGAAUAGAAGGAAUUUAGUGGCAUUUUACGGUUGUGGACAAUAAUCACACUCUAUAAUUACAUAUUUUUUCUUGGAUAAUUAGACACUUUUUGGACACACAUGACUUUCCACAAACACCAGAGAAUGCCAAAAUCACAUACAGAUAAUAUGUAACUGACCGAUAAUCACUAUAUUUUCUCUACCUUAACGUCGCCUUAUGACCUUAAUUUUACUUGUGUCUCCAACCCCAUCCCAACCACACACACGCACACCCAUUGAAGCUACCCUAGUCUAUAACAAAAAUUAUACUUAAAAUGUACUUUACAAUGUACUUCAGUUCAAAGUAGUUUGUAAAAAAUAUCAACUUAACCCUUAGCCUGCUGGCGGCAAGUGAUUUUGCCUUUGCGACCAGUGCAGACCAAGAUCAGCCUGCACAUCCGUUCAGUAUAAUCAUGGUCUGCACUGUUUGCUAUUCAGUCAGUAAAUUUUCAGUGAGCACCCCUUUAAAUAAUAAGUGAAGCUGCCCAAAUUGAAUGAUGGACCAGUCCAUUUUAGAAAUUUAGCACGGUAAAGGUUAAACAAUACUGAUAUAUGAAUUUUGAUAUUGUGGUAUUGCUUGCCGUUUUUAAGAAAAAUUAUACCACGGGCUUAGUGCAAAACGGUUAUUACUUAUAUGAAAUAAAGAAGGAGUUACAACCAUUUUGCGCUAAGCCCGCGAUACUGUGGUGUACAUCUAGAGGUGUGCCUCUUUAAUUAACGUUUUUGUUUCAAGACCUCAUUUUCAGAUUCAGUUCAGUUCUGAUUUAACUUUGAAAAAUGUUCUUUCUUUCAUUCUAUGUUUUCAGUAAUGUAACAUUGCAAUUUUUGUUUUGUUAAGGUUUUCAUAGGUUGCAAUAUAAGUUUUAUUUUUGUAUUUGCAAUAAUUUUAUAAUUGUUAUUACAAAUGUUAGUUUUUAACUGAAGAUAGCUAUUGUGAUGGACCUAUGCCCAUCUUUUGAUAUCAUUAAUAUUUGAAAUGAAAACACUCUAAGAGGCAUUUUUAUUUGGCCAAAUCUUACUUGAACUUGUUUAGAAUUUUUCGCUUAGAUUUUGAUGAGUUUAAUCCAUGGUCAUCUGGUAUAAAAACUAGGUCACUAGGUCAAAUUACAGAUUAAGCUUUUUAACAGGUUUAAGUACAAAUUUUCAACUUGAUUUACUUGAAACUUAGUCGGAAUAUUUACCUUUAUAAUUUCAAUAUCAAGUUUGUCUCCUAGGGUAAAAAACCAAGUAUUAAGUCAAAUCCUAGAAAAUAUGUUAACACUAUAGAGGCUACAUUUUGUACUAGAUUUACAUAAAACUUGGUUAGAAUGUUUGGCUUCAGGAAAUAUAGACCAAAUUACAUAUUGUCAUAUAGUGUCAAAAACUAGGUCAGUGAGUCAAAUCAUGCAAAAAAUCCUUAUCACAUUUUCCACCUUGUUUACACGAAAUAUGGUAAGAAGUUUUGGUUUAAACAGAAAUUAGCUUAGUACAUACAGUUGUCCUUUCCCAAGAAAGAAGUUGGAAAUAGGAAGUAGGGCUUUAGGUCAAAUAUUAGGAAAAUCUUGUUAACACUUUAAAAGCCACAUUUUUCUGUCUGAUCUAGAAACAUAGUCAGAAUAUUGUCCAAAUUGUUUCUCAAGUUGAAACUAGGCCAUCUUAAUUAUCCAGGUGGUUGAUAUAGAGCCUUCAUGACCCACUUGUUAAAUUCAUUUAUUUAUCAAAACAUGACUGAUAAAAUAACGAAAAUUUGUAUAUUAUACAACGAUUUGCAUCCUUGAUUAUGCAUUUUUUGUUGGUCAACUAGUACAUGUAGAAUCAUGCAGUGAUGUCUAGUUUAAAGCUUUUUUAAAUUAUUUGUGGAGAUGUUUUGAAAUUCUAGAAUUAUUGGUUUGCACAGAAAAGUCCUUGAAUUUAUUUUUGAUCUUGAAAACUCCUUGAAAAUAGCUUAAGCCCUCAAAACACAAAGAAAGUGCUUGGAUUUUGAAAAUUAAAUGCUUGACUUUCACUUAAAAUUCAUUGAAAAAUGUAUUGAUGUAUUGUCAGAAUUUUGUUUAUUAUUUAAGUGGAUAAAUUAAUUUUAAAAAAAAGAUAUAUAGUAAACAUAAAGAUUAUUUGAAGGAAAAUAUGGUAUCUUGGUCACUUACUGACCCUGGUAUGUGACAGUUGUGGUCAUAACUGGUGGUCUGUAACUGCAUUUUAUCACAGUUUACAUAGAGUGCAAUUCUACUAAAACACCGUAUUCUUGGAAAUAGUUGAUAAAGGUUGUUAGCACAUUGUUUUGAGAAAAACAGAAAACAAGAUACUUUGAAAAUCCUUGACUUUUGUUACAGAUGUUUUAUAUGAACCUUGUUGAUAAUACCAUUGAUGUAAUACAUGUAUAUAGAAACUGAAGAAAAUUAAAAGAAAGUACUUGUGGAUAUCACCAUAGUUCAGAAAAUUUCUGCAGACCUUUUGGGAAAGCUUUAAUAUGCUCUGUAAUUGCAUUUGAUUCAAGCAUUUUACGAAAAACAUGAAUUCAUUGAUAAAAAUUUUAUUCAAACAGUCA